Molecule: messenger RNA, 2550 nt
Organism: Rotaria sordida
Lineage: Eukaryota; Metazoa; Rotifera; Eurotatoria; Philodinida; Philodinidae
Source: the annotation of a GenBank genome assembly
AUGGAUUUUGGAUCCAAAUAUAUUUACAAAUAUGAUCAUUCGGAAUCAGAAUCCGUAUCUGAUGAUGAUGAUGGUACGCUUGGUAAUGAUGGUGAUCCAUUAUUUAUACCAAAACCAAAAGCAAAUAAAGAAGAAAAACAAAAUGAACAACAAAUUGUAUCUGCUACAGGCAGUUCUACAUUAGCCUCUCAUAGACGAAAACGUUUACGUAAACCUGAUACGAAUGUUCUUAGUGUUAAAUUUAAUCGAUUACUUCAACCAGGUGAAAUGCAUGCGGGUGAUCCUGUCUAUUGUAAAGAUUGUGGUGCAAUAACUUCUCAUUUAAGUAAAAUUGAGACAGAGACACAAGAACCUACUACAAAUGAUCGAUCAAAUGAAUCAGAAUCUAAAUGGCAUUGUGAGUUUUGUUCAAUUACAAACAUAGUUGAUAUUGAACAAUCAGAUUUACCUAAACAAGAAGAUGCAACAUAUUUACUUUCUCCAGCACCUGUUGUUCAUGGUUCAGAUAUGACUGGUGUUGAUGACUCUAUAGUUUUAUUUUUAAUUGAUAUUAGUGGUUCAAUGUCAUCAACAACAUUAGUUCAAGGUACAUUUAAUUUACCUCAGGCACUUAAACAACAAGAACGUGCUGCUGAAGCAUUUGGUGGUGCACAUAUGAUACGACAACAUCAUCAAACAUAUGUAUCACGUUUACAAGGUGUACAAAUGGCUGUUGAUGCUAAUUUAGAUAAACUUGUUAAAGAUACACCAACAAGACGUGCAGCAUUACUUACAUUUAAUCAUGAAAUAACAUAUUUUGGUGAUGGUACAAGAGAUGAACCAUUAGUUAUACGUGGUGAUAAAUUAAAUAAUGCAAAUGAUUUAUUACAUGAAGCUGAAAAAGAAUUAAAUCAUGAAUUAAAACCUGUUGCAGAAACAAAAACAAAACUGACUGAGCGUGUUUAUGAUCUUGAAGAAGGUGGUCAAACAGCACUUGGCCCAGCUGUUGUUUUUGCUCUUAAUAUAGCAUCGAAACGACAAGGUUCAAAAAUAGUUAUUUGUACUGAUGGCUUAGCUAAUCGAGGUUUAGGCAAUUUAGAAACGGCUCAAGAUGAAAAAGUUGACGAGGCUAUUAGAAAUCAAGCUCUUGAAGAAGGAAAUCAAUUUUAUGCUGAAUUAACCGAACGUGCUAGAGAAAAAGGUGUCAGUAUAUCCGUUAUCACUAUCAAAGGCACUGCUUGUUUACUACCUGUGAUCGGUCAAAUGGCUGAUGGUACAGGCAGUAAUGUAACAAUUGUUGAUUUAUUAAAUAUGCGUGAUGAAUUUGCAUCAAUACUUGAACAAAAAGUUAUUGCAACAAAUGUUGAAGCAACAUUAAUUGUUCAUCGUGGUUUAUAUAUUCGUAAUCCUGAUAAUUUAGAGGAUAAACUUAACAAAAUAAAACGUGAUAUUGGAAAUGUAACAAAACAAACUGAAGUUACAUUUGAAUUUGGUAUUAGAAAUAAAGAAGAAGUCAAAGAAAAAUAUCAUAUUGAUUUGGAUCAAUUAGAACGAUUACCAUUUCAAGUACAAGUUACUUAUAUAGCUGCUGAUGGUAGUAAAGCAUUACGUGUAUUAACACAAUUAAAAGAAGCAACAGGAGAUCGUGAAAUAGCUGAAGUUAAUGCUAUUCGAAGUGUUAUUGCAGAAAAUCAUAUUCGAAAUACAGCAAAUGAUAUGAUGGCAGCAAUAUCUGAUGAAGACGAAUAUGAGACAGCACGUACACGUUCAAAAUGGUCAACACCAGUUGUACAAAAACAACGUGUAGCUUAUAUGGAUAAUCUUAAUGCAAAAGUACGCUCUCGUGGAACUUAUGAAACGGAUCAAUUUAAUGAAAGACGUUGGAAUGCAGCAAGUAAUGAAUUACAAACACAUGUUAUUACAUCAAGAUCUCGUAAGGCUGAUGCAUUAAGACAUACAACAUUGACAUCAACAUCAGCAGUACCAUCACCACCACCAUCAAGUCCAGGAGAUGCAUCUGAACGUAAAGCUGUUGUUCCUUCAACAACAUCAAAAGGUCUUUCAAAACGAAGUUAUGGUUUUGCUACAUCAAAUCUUAGCCAUUUUUCUGAUCAGCAUUCAGAAGAUCUCUAUCGAUAUAAAAAUAUAUCAUCAGAUUAUAUUCGUGGAACAAGUCCAACACGUGAUGAUGAUCAACCUGCUAUCGCAUCGAGUACCAAUCGUGUUGCAACUAGACGAUAUGAAAAUGAUGAUCAACCAGACAUUGUGUCAGGCAGCCGACGUUCUGCUGUUAGACGAAAUGACGAUGAGGAACAACCAGCUAGUACAUCAGGCAGGCGUCGUGUUGCUUUUAAACGAAAUACUGAUGACGAAGAUAUUCCACCAGUGAUUGCCUUAAAUACUGAUCGUUCCGCAACAAGACGAGAUGAUGAAAACGAUCAAUCAGCUAAUACAUCGAGUACUGGUCGUUUUUCAGUUGGACAACAUGAUGAAGACAACCAACCAGCUAAUGCAUCGGAUACCAAUCGCUUUGCAACUAGACGACAUGAUGAUGAUGAUAAUAAUAAAUAA